Sinocyclocheilus grahami is the source of this 3586-nucleotide messenger RNA. Its product is annotated as UDP-glucose:glycoprotein glucosyltransferase 2-like. Gene Ontology annotation, molecular function: UDP-glucose:glycoprotein glucosyltransferase activity. Gene Ontology annotation, biological process: ERAD pathway. The record is from RefSeq and is a predicted model, not a curated record. NCBI's taxonomy places the organism in Eukaryota, Metazoa, Chordata, Actinopteri, Cypriniformes, Cyprinidae. Bases 72 to 3506 code for a protein of 1144 amino acids. The transcript is spliced from 29 exons. Gene Ontology annotation, cellular component: endoplasmic reticulum.
CUCAAUGGCGGCGUCCUGUGAAACCGGGUAACACAGCGGCUCAGCCUCCGAUGAUUUAGCAGUGUCUGAUCAUGAGGGUGGUCUUUGUUGUGCUGGUCUUGCUGAGGGUCCAGCAUGUGCACUCAGCGUCUAAAGGAGUCGUCGCCAGUCUUCAGGCUAAAUGGUCCAUGACCCCUCUCCUGCUGGAAACAAGUGAGUUCAUCAGAGAGGAUGGUGAAGAGAAGUUCUGGCAGUUUGUCGAUACUGUGAAGGAGUUAACUGUUUACAAAAAUGGAGAGUCUGUCCGCUCGUAUUAUAACUUGAUCAUCAAGAAGGCUGGGCAGUUUUUGACAGAUCUUCAGGUCAACCUGCUGAAGCUGUCUCUGUCUCUCAGGGCUUACUCACCGGCUGUGCAUGCUUUCCAACAAAUAGCAAGUGAUGAACCUCCUCCUGAUGGCUGCACUGCUUUUGUGGUUGUUCACAGUCAAAAUGCCUGCAGCACCAAGGAUAUGAAGAAGCUCUUGAAGACUGCAGCAGGCAGGCCAAGACCUUACCUGUACAAGUCUGACCAUCAGUACCCUGGAGUCAAUGGGACAGACCUGCCUGUAGCUGUUCUUUAUGCUGAAAUCGGCACAAAGGAGUUCAAUACUUUUCAUAAGGUUCUGUCAGAGCGGGCACAGGAGGGCAAACUCGUCUAUGUGCUAAGACACUUUGUGUUUGAGCCAAAAAAUGAAAAGAUGCUGCUGUCUGGAUUUGGUGUUGAACUGGCAAUUAAAAGCACCGAGUACAAAGCUGUUGACGACACACAAGUUAAAGAAUCCAAAUCACUCACCACUGAUAAUGAGGCUGAAAAUGAUGAAGUCCAAGGAUUUCUGUUUAGGAAAUUAAAAAAGUCUCACCCAGAGCUUCAGGAGGAACUUAGAGAGCUGAGGAAGCAUCUACUGGAGAGCACCAAUGACAUGACUCCCCUCAAAGUGUGGGAGCUCCAAGACCUCAGUUUCCAGGCGGCAUCUCGGAUCAUGACUGUGCCAAAGUUUGAUUCUCUCAAAUUGAUGCAAGACCUCAGCCAAAAUUUCCCAAGCAGAGCCAGAUCACUGACAAGAGUGGCUGUAAACCAAGACAUGAGGAAAGAAAUAGAAGACACUCAAAAGAGGUUGAGUGAGUCGAUGGGGAUCCAACCUGGAGAUGCCAGUCUGUUUAUUAAUGGAAUACACAUUGACCUGGACAUUCAUAACCCUUUCAGCAUCCUGGACAUUCUCAGAACCGAGGCUAAGAUUCUCGAAGGUCUUCAUAACCUUGGCAUCAGAGGAAGCAGCGUUAGUAAGUUCCUGCAUUUACCAUCAUCAACCACUGUAGAGGACAGCUACGCCCUGGACAUCCGCCACUCAUCCAUUAUGUGGGCUAAUGAUAUUGAGAAGGACUCCAUGUAUCGUCACUGGCCCUCAAGUGUCCAAGAGCUCCUCAGAGCAACAUUUCCUGGAGUUAUUCGACAAAUACGCCGUAACUUCUAUAACCUAGUUCUGUUUCUUGACCCAAUACAAGAGGAGAGCAUUGAGCUGGUGAAAUUAGCAGAACUAUUUUACAAACAUAACAUUCCUCUGAGGAUUGGGUUUGUGCUGGUUAUCAGUGCGGAUGAUAAAGUGGAUGGGUUUUUGGAUGCAGGUGUUGCUCUCUUUAGGCUGUUAAACUACAUCUCAGAGGAGUAUGAUGAAGCACAGGCUUUUACGUCCAUGGUGUCAAUAUAUAACAGGGUGGAAGUUGGAGAGACUCUUUCUGUGGAUACAGUAACUGCAUAUCUGACAAAGAAAUUUCCAAAAGAAAAUGCUGCCAGAAUUCUUGGAGUGGACUCAAGCUAUGAUGACAACAGAAAGGCUGGAGGAGGGUUUUACAGAAAGAGUGGUUUAGGUGCUUUACCAGUGGGUCUGUUCAAUGGUAUUCCACUCAGAAGUGAGGAGAUGGACCCAGAAGAAAUAGAGACGGUUCUUCUGCAGAAAAUCAUGGAAACUACCAACUUCUUCCAGAGAGCUGUCUUUAUGGGUCAGAUCACUGAGAGUGUUGAUGUGGUGGACUUCCUAAUGGAGCAGACCAAUGUAGUUCCCCGUAUCAACCCUCUCAUUCUGAGCUCUGAGAGGCGAUAUCUGGAUUUCACUUCCUCACCAGUUGCUGAUGACUGGGAUGACACAACUAUGUUCUCAUACUUGGACUCCAAAGACAAAACAGCAGUUGUCUCUAAGAGAAUUAAGUAUUUCAUCAGAGAUGAAGAGGAGGUGUUGUACGGAGUGACCAUGUGGAUUGUAGCAGAUAUUGAACAGCCCUCUGGGAGGCAGUUGCUCCGGAACGCCUUGAAACAUAUGAAAUCCAGCAGCUCCAACUGUCGUGUCGGGGUGAUCAAUAACCCCAGUGGAAAGCCCACAGAGGACAACAGCGCUCUGUACCGAGCCGUCUGGGCUUCUCUCCUCACCCAAAGCAGCAAGAACAUGCUCGACUUCACCCUAAAACUCCUCAAAGAAGAAAAUGUGGAGCUCCUCAAACAAGGCACCAAGAUUAAGCACUUACUUAAACAGGGUAUGGACCAUGAUGCCUUUGAGAAGAAGUUCAACACGAUGGAGGUGGACUUCCUGCACAGCCAGCAGAAGUACUGUAAGGAAGUUCUGAAGCUGAAAGCCGGACAGAGAGCUGUAGUCAGCAACGGCAGGGUGAGAUUCACAAACAACCCCUCCUCCUUUGGUCAACUAAAGAAAAUUUCCAUGGGAGACACCAUCUCUCACAUGGCGAAGGCUUAUGGUUUCCAGUAUGAGCUGGUCCAGUAUAAGUGGCCCCGCUGGCUUCACCAGCAGACAGAAAAGCAACGUAUCAUCUGGGGUUAUAAGAUCCUUUUCCUGGAUGUGCUUUUCCCCCUGGCUGUGGACAAGAUCAUCUUUGUAGACGCUGAUCAGAUUGUCAGGGCAGAUUUGAAGGAGCUGAGAGAUCUGGCUCUAGAGGGCGCCCCCUAUGGGUACACACCAUUCUGCGACAGCCGAAGAGAGAUGGAAGGCUACCGUUUUUGGAAGACUGGCUACUGGGCUUCUCAUCUUGGACACAGGAAAUACCACAUCAGUGCAUUAUAUGUGGUGGACUUAAAAAAAUUCCGGAAGAUCGCAGCUGGAGACCGCCUCAGAGGGCAGUACCAAGCCUUAAGCCAAGAUCCCAACAGUCUGUCUAACCUGGACCAGGAUCUUCCCAACAACAUGAUCCAUCAAGUAGCCAUCAAGUCCUUACCUCAGGAGUGGCUGUGGUGUGAGACCUGGUGUGAUGACAAUUCCAAAACUACAGCCAAGACCAUAGAUCUGUGCAAUAACCCAAAGACCAAAGAGCCCAAGUUAAGUGCAGCGGUGAGGAUUGUUCCAGAAUGGUCCAAGUAUGACAAUGAGAUAAAGCAGUUUCUCAAACGGGUGAAGGAGCAGAAGGAGAAAAUUACUGAGGGUAGAUCAUCAUCAUCAUCAUCAUCAUCACCGCAGCACACAGGCACUCGACGUGAUGAACUUUAGCUCUUGAGUGCUCAUGUUUGCACCUACAGUAUCUUCCUGUGAAUCUUGAACUCAACCAUACAGAGAUGUUUUCCACAACA